This is a messenger RNA of Chlamydomonas reinhardtii, 2265 nucleotides long. RefSeq lists its product as uncharacterized. Gene Ontology annotation, molecular function: carotenoid dioxygenase activity. Gene Ontology annotation, cellular component: chloroplast. NCBI's taxonomy places the organism in Eukaryota, Viridiplantae, Chlorophyta, Chlorophyceae, Chlamydomonadales, Chlamydomonadaceae. The coding region runs from base 43 to 1881 and encodes 612 amino acids. Gene Ontology annotation, biological process: carotene catabolic process. The record is from RefSeq and is a predicted model, not a curated record. The transcript is spliced from 12 exons.
ACUCACGGGAACUCAAUCGCGGCAACGGUGAUGCUAUCGCUCAUGCUGAAGCGGUACAGUGCGACCCCGGCUGCGGCCAGCGCGACUGGCGGGGCGGGAGAGCGCGGCCAGGUCGCAGGCCCGGCCACAGGCAGCGGCAGCAGCACACACGUAUCUGAGGCCGCGCGCCAGGCGGUGUUUGCGCCUGCCACUGCUGAGCAGGUGACUGAGGCAGCCGCUCAGGUUGUGUCUGGGCGCCUGCCUUCCUGGCUGCGCGGCAGUCUGCUGCUCAACGGCUGCGGCGACUUCCGCGGCAUGCAGCACCUGUUCGACGGAUACGCCUGUCUCAGCCGGGUGCGGCUGGACGGACAGGACAACAGGGCGUGGGUCAGCCAGAGGUUCCUGGACACAGACGCAUACAGGUCCUACCGCACCACUGGCCGCCUCAAGUAUCGGGAGUUUGGCACGCCCGCCGGCACACCCGCAGGCCCCCAGCCCGAGAGCUCCCUGCUACUGCGGCUGCUGCGGUCAGUCUUCAACACGGCGUACGGUGUUGUGGUGACGCUGACUGGCCGCCAGGGCUUUUCCGACAACGCCUCAGUCACACUCACCGCUCUGCCCUCCGGACAGCUGCUGGCGCUCAGUGAGCCCACGGCCGCCACCUACCUGGUGGACCCGAACACACUGGCCGCCACACACCACGUCGUGUACGGCAACAAGGGAGGCAGCGCACGAGACAGCAGCGGCAGCGGCAGCAGUGGCGGCGGCAGCGGCAGCAGCAAGGGGCGUCCGGCAGCACCAGAAGCAGGGGCUGCUGGUGUGGAGGUUGCGGUGGCGGGAGGGGCGGGGGCAGUGAGGUCUGCCAGCAGUGGGCGGCUGCAGGUGUUUCGUGUGGUUGACGACAUGGUGCACUCAGACAUCCAGACCGCACACAUCAAGCCCAUCCCCGACGGCCGUCUGGUCAACUUCAGCCGCAGCCUGCCCUUCGGCGGCUACCACGUGUAUGUGCAGGACCCCGCCAGCCUGAGGCGCACGCAGAUCGCAUUCAUCCGCGACCGCGACCCGUUGGCGCCUUGCUGGGUUCACGACAUGGCCGUGACCCGCACACACCUGGUGGUGGUGGAGGCGCCGCUGCACAUGAACCUCACGGCGCUCAUGGUGGGCAGCAGCAGGCAGUACGUGUUCAUGGACUGGCGGCCGGAGGCCGGCACCCGUGUGCACGUUAUUGCACUGGACGGAUCUAGGGUUGUGACUCAUACUGCUCCGGCACUGUUCACGUUCCACUUCUCCAACGCCUUCGAGCGGCCCUCCGCCUCCUCGCCCGGCGCCACCGAGCUGUGUGUGGACUUCAGUGUGUAUGACGACCCCGCCAUCCUCAACGACCUGUCGCUCAAGGAAAUGAUGGACAUGCCGGGAAAGGACAUCUCCCCAAGCCGCCUGCGCCGCCUGACGAUGCCGCUGCGUGACGCCGCCGGCAAGCCCGCCGGCCCGGCCCGCCUGGACGCCCCCGCGCCGCUGCUGCGCGAUGAGUCGGCUUACGGCAACUUUGUGGAGUUUCCCGCGUUCAACACAAAGUUCGCCGGCCUCCCCUACCGCUACUGCUACAGCACCGCCGCCGUGCGCCCCACCAACAUGGGCAACGCGCUGGCCGUGCACGACCUGCAGGAGGGAACCAGCAGGCUGUGGCAUUCGCCCGGGGGAAUGCCGGCCGAGCCGUGCUUCGUGCCGCGGCCCGGCUCCUCGGACGAGGCCGACGGGGUGGUGCUGGCGGCGGUGGUGGGCGCGGACGGCGGCAGCAGUGUGGUUGUGCUGGAGGGAGGCAGCCUGCAGGAGCUGGCGAGGGUAAAGCUGCCCGUCACGGUGCCGUACAGGUUCCACGGCACAUUCGUACAGCAGAAAUAGCAGGGGCAGUGGUAAUGCAGUACGGCACGGGGUGUUUACCGUUGUGGUGGUGGCGGCGCAGGUGCGGGUAGCUGUGAGGUUCAUGCUGUAGUGGAAGAAAGUGUGAAGCGGUGUUUUAUGUUAGAAAGGCUGUGCAGCAGUGCAGGCCUUGCGUUGUAUAAGUGCACCUCAUUGUCUGGAAGGUGCUGUUUUAUAAGGCAGUCGCGUCUGUAGCUGAGCUGGACGCGGAACCAUGCCAUGGUCCUCGCAUACAGACGCGUACGUGUAGAGGGUGGGCUUCCUGGAGAUAGCAGGGGGGACGGGCAGUCUAGUGCCACCUGGAUGAUUCUGUGUCAUCAGCAUACUGUGACAGACAUGCAAGCACUUCGUCAGGACGAGCCCGUA